AUGGCGCACGAAUUUGUUGGACCUAUGCCCGUUGAGGACUUCUUCAAGGCGUUCAUGAAUCCAGGUCGACCGUACACAGAGCCAAGUCUUCCUAAACAAUGGAGAGGGAAAUUUCGGGCCAAACUCAUCAAAAAACUUGGAUUCGAGAAUAGUUUUAUCAAUGCGGUCAACAGAGCCGAGAUAUGCCCCGAUCUUGUCCUAGUCAACACAACCAAGGAAAGAGACGAUCAAUUUUGGCGUAAACCAGACAUCACCGUCUAUAAACGCCCAUACAAUGGCCCGCCCACUACAGACUUUAAGCGCAUGGAGCUUCACAUUGAACGCAAAACCGCAAGCGAAGACCCAUUUUCGGAUCCAAAGUCGAGAAAAUCUCGCCAGGAACACAGUUUCGAGCAUGAUUCCAAGGCCUCAAUGAAGAGUCGAGGCCAAAUCAUCUCCUACACGGCAUGUCAAUUCGCUUCACAACAUCGCUGCUUCACCUUUUCCAUCCUCUUUCUCGAUGACCAUGUUCGAUUCAUACGUUGGGAUCGUGCAGGAGCUAUUGUGACGAAGCGAUUUAAUUGGAGGGAUGACCCGAAGCCACUCGCGAGGUUCCUGUGGCUUUUCAACCACCUCUCCGAUGCAGAACGGGGGUAUGACACCUCCAUAUCGAAGCCUACGGCCCGAGAGAUUACGUUGACGAAGAAGAAACUUGACGAGCGUGCAAACGCAUUGGCGAGGGCGAAGGGAGAACCCUCACGUCUCCCUGAGACACGGUAUUCGACAGACGACUCGUUUCGCAAGUUCUGUGUGGUGGAUGAUGACCCCGGGAUAAAAGAGGGUGAAGCUAGAGUACGAUUCUUCGUUGCUUCUGUGCCCCAAUGGCAGAGUGGGAGCCCGGUCGGAAGGGGCACGAAAGGCUACGAGGCGCUAGAUCUGGACACAGGAGAGUUGGUUUAUCUAAAGGAUACCUGGCGAUAUGAAGCGGAUAGGAUGAAGAAAGAGGGUGACACAUAUCGGAAGCUCGCGGCGAACGAUGUCUCUCAUAUCCCCCGUCUUGCAUGCGCGGGUGACGUGGAAGAACACCGAACACGUACACACGAAUUCGCCGACGAGGACUGGUGCUGCGGAGAGCCAAAGCUGAGGCGACACAGACAUUACCGACUGGUAUUGAAGGAUCUGGGGCGCCCGUUGUCCGAGUUCAAUUCGACCAAAGAACUAUGUCAAGUUCUUUUAGAGGCAAUAAUAGCGCAUAUGGAGGCAUUCAAGGUCGAUGUUCUCCAUCAGGAUAUCAGUGGAGGCAACAUCUUGAUCACGGAUGAUGGUCACGCCCUCUUGAUUGACUGGGAGCUUGCAAAGAGAGUCAGCGAGGAGAAAUCACCUAGGCAAGAUUGGCGAACGGGUACAUGGCAGUUCAUUUCAACCGCCAUCCUUGAACAACCUAGAAAGGUCCAUGAACUUCGAGACGACCUGGAAUCCUUCCUCCAUGUUCUCCUCUACCACAGUGUCCGUUAUCAAUACCACAAGAUUCGAAACUUUCCCAGAUUAGUGGCAGAUUUUUUCGACCAAUCAUACAACGAAACCAACGGCGAAACCUUGGGCGGACAGUCAAAACGUAGAUGGUUCUCUCACCCUUCGUACCCAGACGAUUUCUCCAAAACAGACCUCCAGAAUUACCUGAGCAAGGCACACUUCGAUCUCAUUGAUAGGCUUCGAGUAUUGUUUCGUCCGCUCUAUCUUAGGGAGGAAGUUCUUGAAGACAUGAACCCCAAACCCGAUCCAGUCGCGGCGGCUCAGAUCCUAGAAUCGUCUGACCGCUUUAUCGAGAUAUUCAAUGAACAGUUGAAUAAAGAGGGAUGGAAAGUUGGUGAUAGGAGCUUCGACAUGCUAGCCAGCUUGAAACCGACUAGGACCGGAGGCCGGGGGCUCGUUCAUGUGUCAACCACAACAAUGGCGUUAAAACGGACUUCAGAGAAGGCGGGCCUGGAUCAGAGUGCGGCGGGUAAGCGGCAGAAGACCAUAUUACCUUCAAGAUCAAGGGUUGAGCGUGUGAUGGAGUGAAAUGAUUGUAUUCUCAAGAUCAGACUUUUUUGCUGUAUCGCUGACCGUUUCUGUGGUUACUUAGAAAUCCCUCUCAUCAUGCAUCAUGUUUCACUAACUCACCACUUUACUGUAUCACUAGCUCUCGAUUUCAUCAUGUACUAUACCCGCUCUCGGUUUCAUUGGGCCAGAAUAUGUCGCUCUCGAAUAACACCAAUAUUUCUGUGCCAUC
Messenger RNA from Heterobasidion irregulare TC 32-1, 2251 nucleotides. RefSeq lists its product as uncharacterized. The record is from RefSeq and is a predicted model, not a curated record. The transcript has 4 exons. Lineage: Eukaryota; Fungi; Basidiomycota; Agaricomycetes; Russulales; Bondarzewiaceae. Gene Ontology annotation, molecular function: ATP binding; protein kinase activity. Gene Ontology annotation, biological process: protein phosphorylation. The coding region runs from base 1 to 2040 and encodes 679 amino acids.